Molecule: messenger RNA, 333 nt
Organism: Anisakis simplex (herring worm)
Lineage: Eukaryota; Metazoa; Nematoda; Chromadorea; Rhabditida; Anisakidae
Source: the annotation of a GenBank genome assembly
AUGGGGGAUGUAGGCGUCUCAAUAUCGGAGAUCAUCGAGGUGCGUGGUUGUCGUCUGAACGACGACGAACUGCUGGCGUUGAUCAUAAUCGCUUGUGAACAACUCGCCAAAACACCCUCAGGACUUUUCACGCCGGACUACGUUUUUGUACAUAUGUUGGGCGAUUUAGAGAUACAAGUAGUCAGUGCAGAUAAAGUCAACGUGCAGUACACACCCCCAGAAAUUCUCGAAGGAAACACUAAUCCUGAUCCAGGUUGGAUCCAAAUUGCGAUUUAUGUGUUGCUCUCAGUGCCAUUGGAUUUGUUUUGUCCUCAUUUUUUCCCAUUCAAUUGA